This is a messenger RNA of Chrysoperla carnea, 6484 nucleotides long. RefSeq lists its product as uncharacterized. The coding region runs from base 884 to 6289 and encodes 1801 amino acids. The record is from RefSeq and is a predicted model, not a curated record. The transcript has 2 exons. Lineage: Eukaryota; Metazoa; Arthropoda; Insecta; Neuroptera; Chrysopidae.
CGAAGUUAUUCCUGAAAAAAUUAAGAAACUGAGUGUAAAAAUAAAUAAAGUUAAUGAAAACGAAUUUCUUCCAGAAAAACCUAAAAAACAAGACACAAAACAAAUUGAAUUUCAAUUUAAAGAGCCAGAAAUUCGGUUAUCGCCAGUUAAAACAAUCAAAAUAUUUUCACAUCAGUCAAAUGUUUUCACACCAGGUGAUGAAACUACCGAUGAUGAAGGAGACAUUCCAUUAGCGCAGCGUUUUGGAAUAAGUAAAAUUGGAAGCACAAAUUCAAACAACACUGAAACUAAGGUAAUCGAAGAUAAAACUAAUGAAGUUAAAAAAAUAGUAGAAGAAACUGUUGAUGAAGACUCAGAUAAAACAGAUGUAAGUUCUACGGCUGAAGAAAAUUUGUCUGAUAAAGAUUCGGAAAAUAAAAAACGUCGAGGUCGUCCAAAAAAGAAAGACGUUAUUAGCGAUGAAGAUUAUCAAUUUCCUCGUCGAAUUACACGGCGAAGUAAUUCUUCAAUUGUUUCAUCAUCAAUUUAUGGAAGUUUUGAGGAUGUGGCGGGAGAAAUAAUACAAGAUCAACCAACACAAAUAACAACUGAAAAUCCUGUGGAAUCUACAACAAAUGCCAAUGUAGUUUUGAGUAACAUUUUGGUUGAAAAUAAUCAAAACAUAGAAAAUUUAGAGCAAAUUGAUAAUAAAAAAACAGAUAAAAAAAUAGAAAAAUUGUCAAUUAAAACCGGGGAAAAAUUAAAAACACAAGAAAAUGAAUUUGCACCAGUUGAUGAAGUUGAUGCGCCUGUUGUUACGAAUUAUAAUGAAGAAAAUGCUUUAAAAUCGGAAGUUGAAAAGGGUACGAUAAUUCAUAAAUUAAAGAAACCAAGAAAAAUAUCAAUGCCCCCACCACCACCUCCGCCUCCAGCACCAAAAGAAUGUGAAGAAAAUUUGCGAAUGCGAAUUACGUUUAAGAAAGUUUCAAAAUUGAAUUCAACAAUUGGAUUACAAUUAACAGAUUUUGAAAAUGUUCAGAUUAUCACGACACCAAAAGCUGAUACUAUCCAUUCAGCACAGAAAUCGACUGCCACCGCAACUCCUUCAAAAUCCGUAUCGCAUAAUCCAGAUGAGGAAACAGAUGAAGAAAGGAGUCUUCCAUUAGCUGAACGUACAUUCUUACAAAAACCAAAAUUACCAUCAAAUACCGACGAUAAAAAUGUAUUUCAAUUUAAACAGCCUGGAUUACCAUUUAGUCGAGCUAAACGACGAAAUACACUACCAGCUGUUUUUAGUGCGGUUGAUGAGACCACAGAUGAAGAAGCUGAUGUCCCAUUAGCUCAACGUUUUGGUAUUAAAAAACCUGUGUUCAAUUCAAACGCCGCUGAAGAAACAGAAGACGAGGAUAGAAUUAUACCAUUGGCUGAACGUCUUGAAAAAUUACGUAAGAAAACUGAAAUUCCUUCCUAUAAGAAUUCAUCAGCAGCUGAAGAAACCGAAGAUGAAGACAGAAUUAUACCAUUAGCUGAACGCUUAGCUAAAUUAAGACAACUUCAAGUGGCCAAAUCUUUACACAUGAAAUUACCCGAUCCAGCAGAUGAAACUGAAGAUGAAGAUAGAAUUUUACCUUUAGCUGAACGUAUAGCCAGAGAAAAUAAAAAACAAUUAGAAACUGAAUCAUUGAAGACAAAAAUAAAUCUCAAAAAAUUACCUGUUGAUCCAGCUGAAGAAACCGAAGAUGAAGAAAGAAUUAUACCGUUAGCUGAACGAAUUGCUAAGUUAAAUAAAGCAUGGCAAGAAUCAGAAGCUCCGAAACCAACACCUAUUGCUGCAAUUCCUAAUCCAGCGGAUGAGACGGAAGAUGAAGAAAGAAUUAUACCCUUAGCGCUAAGAAUUGCAAAGAAAAAAGAAACGGUGGCGGAUGCUUUUCAAUUUAAAGAACCUGAAAUUCCUGAAUUAUUACCAUACCAGAAAAAACGUAAAACUGUAGUACCACCAGCAAUAUUUACACCAGCUGAUGAAACGACAGACGAAGAAGGUGAUGUGCCAUUAGCGCGUCGAUUCGGUCUACCAAAACCGUUGGAAGAAAAUAUAAAAAAACGUAAAAAUAGCUUAGAUGAAUCAUCUUCAACAAAACUUGAAAUUACCGAACUACAAAGUCGAAAACGGAGAAAGUCUUUAUCGACAACAUUAGAUAUAAACGAACCAAGUAUCGAUUGUACAAAAAUACAUGUGGAAAAUACCGAAAAAUCUAAGACGAUAGACGUUUUUGAUUUUAAUGAACCAGAUAGUCCUGUUUCAAAUUCUCUUGGUGAUGUUCGAAAUAAAUCGAAAAUACAAAAUAUCGAAGAACUAUCUAAUAAAAUUAACUCAAAAUUACCAACAAAAAUAAUAAUUGAAACCACACCAAAGAAAAUUACAACAAAACUUCAUGCGGACAAACAGAAAAAAUCAUCAGUCAAGAAAAUAUUUAAAAUACGAAAGAAACGUCGUAAAGGUAAAUUGAAAUUUACAAAUCGACGAUAUAAGAAAGUACUUUCAAAAAUAAUUAUCGAAGAACCAGAAAUUAUUGAACACAUACCAGAAAUUGAAGCACCAAUUCCUAUUGAAGAAAGUAUUAAGAAUACUCCAGAUUUUGAAUCGAUCGAUACAAUACGUUCAAUCACUCCACCAAUUGUUGAGAAUGAUAAUUUAGAAAAAACAACAGAAAAUAUUGAGGAUGAUGAUGAAGCGUCCAGAAAUUCUAGCCUUGGUGGUGGUGAUGAUGGUUUUGACAAUCGUACUGAUGUAAGUUCACUAUCGGAUACUACUGUGCCUGAACCGUCUGAAGCAGUUAUUUUAGAACGGCAUUCUCCAUUACUAUUACGAAUCAAAACCAACUUCAAAGCAAAAGGUAAACGUGGGCGUCCACCAGUUAAAAAAAUUUCAAUAGCUGUCGAUAAUACAGAAAAUUAUUGUGAAAUUUGUAAUAAACAUUUUUGUCGCGCUGAUAAUCUAAUCAAACAUAAGAUGACCUUUACACAUAUUGCAAAACUAUCUGAGCUUGAAGCAAAAGAAUCGGAAAAGCGUCGAUUAGAGGAACGACAAGAGGAAAAUGUGGAAGCAAUUCCUACAACAUCAUCAGGAGAUAAUAAAGAAAACAACACCACACCAUUAAAUGAUAACAAUAUGACCGACGAAGAUGAUGACGACGAUGUAUUUGAAGAAUCAUCAAAUUUUGGAAAUGAUGUAGCAAGUCGCGAUUUAGAUGAAUUAGCAAUGAAAUUCAUUGUACGAAAGAAUCGUCUUAUGGAUGACGAUUCCAUUGGUAACAGUGAUGAAGCUUCAUCAUCCACAGAUGCUUUCAACCUUGGAAAUGGUGUGAAUUAUCCCGAUUUAGUAACAUCACAUCAACCAAAACGAUAUCGUAGUUUAGGUGAACGCAAGAGUUUUGAUUCGAAUCAAUCAAUUUUAUCACCAGAUCAUCAAUUACUAGAGGAACAAAACUCACCACAAAUACCUGAUUCAAUUAUCCAAGAAGAUGAUGAAGACGAAGAUAACGAAUCAAAUCAUGAAAUUGAACCAUCCACAUUUGAAAUCCCUCCAACUCAAGAACAAUCACGUCCAAAAUCACAAAAUAAUGUUGUUUUUGAUUAUCUAAAGAAGUCAUCCGAUCAUCCGACGUCAUCAACCUUUGAAUUCAUAUCACAAACAAAUCAAUUUGAAGAGAAUUUCACCCGUAAAAAGUUAAAUCGCGAUGAAGAAUUGUUUUUGGAAUGUUGUAGUUUAUUGAAAAACAAUUCAAAAUCGCGUAAAAUAUUCGACGGGCGAAAUAAUGAUUUACAACCACAAAGUUCGUCACAUCAUGUGAUUGCGAAUAGUGUGGAAGAAUCAACAGCAGCAAGAAUUGAUGAUUGGUCUAAUUCGAAUUCCGUUGCAUCUGAUUGGUUAUCACAAAAAGGUGGUUCAACAACUUCCAAUAAUAAUACGUCUUUCAAUAAGAGAGGACAAUCGACGAAUAUGUCUUCAUUUAAAUUCAACACAAUGUCCAAUACCGCUGUAGAUGAUGUUGAUGGUACUGUGAAGAAUAAACCACAGAAUUUUGAAGAAAUUCCAUUUAAAUCGAUGGCUCUCAAUGUUAAUGAAUAUAUGGACUUUAGUAAUAUUAACGUGAAUCAAGGCUCAGAACAUCAAAAAGAUUCAAGUAAAGAGAAAGAUGACUUUUCUGAAAUCAAUUCAUUGCUAUCAACGUCUUCGGAAACAUCUGUUGGAAGAAGUAGCAUUCAUGAUGAAAGAUCGUUAUCGAAUUCAACAACAUCAAAUGAGGAUAGUUUGAAUAACUCUGACGAUUUAUCCGAUUUUUGUGGAUCAAAACAAGAUGAUUCUACUGUUGAUUCAAAGAAAAUACCAACAAAAGGUGCAUUAAAAAUAUUUGAAGGUAUAAAAGUAUCAAUCCCAACACAAGAAAUCAAUUUAGCUGAAGUUUUAAGUUCAACACAAAAUAAAAUCUUACAAAUUGAUAAUCAACAACAAAAUAUCGACGAUUAUGACGAUGCAAAUAGCAAAAAGUUGCAUAGUACUAACAGUAACAGUAACAGUGUUGAUUCACACAGUCUAAAACUAUAUAAAAACGGUGUUGAAGUAUCACAAAGUAUAUUAAAAACGAAAAAAUCAUCAUCGUCUCAUAUUGACAAAGAUGAUGAAGAAGAAUCAACAACUAUUUUAUCAACAACCUCAUCAGCAAAACGUUCGGCGAACAAAUCUGGUACAAAAAAGAAAAUCACUAAAUCUGAUAAAAAAUCCACAGUAUCAACAGCAAAAACAAAAUCAACACAAAAAACAAAGGAUAUCUACGAUUUUGAAGAUUCCCAGGAUGAAUUUGAAGUUGAUCAACAAUUAAACUUUAAAACUUAUCGUGAUCAAAAAUUAUUCUCACCCAAUGAUACCAAAGAUGUUGAACCUCCUGCACCAGUUGAGGCAAACGUUGUUGAGAAUAAUUCCGAUAGCGAUGAUGAUCAUCAUGAUUACAUUGAUUCAUUCAGUGUUGAUGAAUCGUCGCAUUCCAGCGAUGAAGAAAAUACUGAAACAACAAAAAUUGAACCUCCACCUCAACAAAUAAAGAAAGCACAAAAUUCAGUAAAGGGUGUUAAAAAUGAAAAUAAAAAAGGUAUGAUUAUGGGACGAAUCUUUAAACAUGUUGUAAAAUCGAAAACGCCGGAAGUUGGUUCUUCACCAAAUACAAAAGACGCAAAUACUCUUUUUGACAAUUUAAUUGGGGAAAAAUCAAAUCAAGAAACUUUUCCUGAACCUAUUGCCGAACAACAACAAACGCCUGCUCCAGUUGUUAAGAAAGCACCUAGUGCAAAUAAAACAGGUAAAAAACCGGGUAAACGUACAAAACCAGCUGAUUCUAGUUCCGACGAUGAUUUCACUUUAACACGUAAACCAUCAAAGAAAAUUAAUCGUCGAAAGAAGGGUAAUACAAAUACAAAAGAUGAAAAUGAAUCAGGAAGCGGAAUUAACUUAGAACAAGAAAUUCGUGAAUGUAUUGGAGUUGCUGGACGUAAAAGUCAACGAAAAUGUACAAGCGGUAAACAAAAUAUUUUAGUUGAAUUUUGGAGUUCAGAUGAAAUGUCUGAUGGUGAGAAACGAAUAAAAGACAGUUCCGAAAAUAACGUUGUUGAUGAGAAUAAUGUAAAUAAAGAAAAUGAGAAAAUUGAAGAAAAUUUGAAUAAUAAACCUUUGUCAGAACCACCUACCAUUGAAAACAAUCCACUAAAUGAAACUAUUGUAAAUAUAAAUGAUGAAAAAAUAGCGAAACCAGAUAAUGUUAAACGAAAAGUCAUACGAAAUCCGAAAGUAGCGGGUGGUCAAGGAAAUGGUACAACUGUAACAAAUGCGAAACGUAAACCAUCGCGUGUACAAGCGAAUAAAGUGAGUCGUAAAUGUUCGAAAAUACGGAAUAAAACUAAAGCGCGUGGGCGCAGAAAAAAAUUAUUACCAAAUAAUAAUAAUUUAGAUACACAAAAGAAUAAUCAUCAUCAGACUACGACAACAAACAGUUUAGCGGUGACACGACGUAAACGUAGUGCUAGUGAAAAAUUAUAUUAUUGGUCCAGUUCAAGUGAUGACGAGUUUGAGGAUUUUAUUGAAGUGAAACCAAUACGUGAUGAUCCACCAGACGAUGAGGAUCGUCCGAUGCAUCAUGGUUGGAUUGUUGGUGAAUCGCCCAAAAAGUUAGUGACUAUGUUAGCACAAGCAAAGGGUAGUAAGAAAGUUGAUGCAGUGUAUGUGAAAGAACAGGGUAAACGUAACCGUGUUACUUUAUAACAUAGUAGUGGUCAUUUAAUUAUAGAGACAUUGAAAUUUUUGAAAAAAUAAGAAUAAAAAAAAUAUUUUGUUUUUGCGUCGAGAAAAAAUAUAAUAUUUAAUCUUAGGCUAAAAAAAUUUAAAUGUUGAAGAAUGAACCUUUUUAAGUUUAUUUACAGCCUUGGGGCUUAAACUAUUCGAUGUAAUUAAAAAUUU